AUGGCUGAAAUCGCGCGCGCCAUUCUUUCAAGACUUUGUAUAUCAUUUAUGAAACUAGGAAGAGGAAAAUGGGAAUUCUAUGCCAUCAAUGAAAAGUUAAGCGAUGACUCCAUAGACGAGAUUAUUCAACGAGUUACUAGUGAGGGUUGGGAGUACCAGCGUGAGCACCACGACCUGGGCUCCCUCGGUGUUGAUCAUCUGUAUAUCCAACGCAGCUACGGGCAUGAUGCCAAAAUAGCGAUAGUAUGGGAUUCCUCGAAGAUUAACGAGGAUUUCCAGACUAUUUUCUGUUGCCAUGAAUCCGCAGAUAUGACUUAUUCAGAAACGCUUCCGACGUUAACUAGCGUUUUUCGGAAUUGGAUCUCUGGCAACUAUCGGAUAAUUAUGCAAGACAUAGUUCUUGGCAAUCCAGAAAAGAUAAGGAUCGCCGAUAGCGUCCUGAAAGAGACCGUGGUAGGAGUUAAAUUGGUAUACAAUGUUGUGACUGAAGCUAAAAACUUGAAAAAGAUCGAGAUUGACGUUGGCCGGGGAGAUGCUUCUUCGUUGUGCAAUACAAAUACUGAUCAUCCGUUGUCUGGCGGCAUUAUCCCUUACAUACAUUCCAAAACAGGUAUGCAUUGUGAUAAGAUACCGCUUUCAGAGAUCAAAUUAUCCAAUGUUGUGACAAUCUUGACCGAUUCAGUAAUACUACACCAGCAUUUUGAUCUUGAAAAGAUUGUAUGCAUUCUUUUUGACUCCGUUAAUAUAUAG
Lachancea fermentati is the source of this 750-nucleotide messenger RNA. Lineage: Eukaryota; Fungi; Ascomycota; Saccharomycetes; Saccharomycetales; Saccharomycetaceae. The record is from the annotation of a GenBank genome assembly.